AUGCGCAUCGAAAAGUAUCCUUUAUCUCCGCCAACUUUGGAGGAAUUGGCGGAUAAACUUCAAGCCCCCUUGGCAGCCAAUUAUGAGCACUCCACAGUGAGUGUCGUGCCCUGCCCGGAUCUUCGGCAAGCGCCCUAUCAUCUAGCUACUCAGGGGUUAUCAGGGGACGAGAAGAUAGCAGAUGUAGGAGGUCAACCGAAUUUAUUCCCGCGCCCCAAGAUGGAUUGUGUUUGGUCCAUGGCUGAGCUUGCGGAGGCUAUGGACAUGGAUCCCGCGAAGGGGGGAUUACUCGGUGCUGGAGCUGGCCCGCAUCCUGUCGUCGGGCAGAACUGUGAGCUUGCGCCAAAUAUUGGCUGGCAAGGCAGCUUUGAGAGUGUCAAGAAUGAGAGUCGUUAUGCAAAGAUCGACAAGGAGACAAGCGCUGUCCAUGUCGAGAAGAGUCCUUCUUUGGACUGCGCCUUGAUGAUCAACUUAUUCGGCUCCUCAGGCAAUCCGGGACCAGUGAUCAAGAUUACAGCUCGGAAGAGAACAGGCUCUGAGAGAAGUUUUGCAGAGUGUAUCCGAAAAGGUCUCCAUCAAGCAUACAGCGAUUCGCAGACCGUCAGUCUCGGUGGACUCUUCUUGGUCAAGAACGGCAAGGCAAAAUACCAUAUCAUGCCUGACUUCCCAGCCGAGAAAGACUUGCCAUUUAACCAUCGUAAAGAUGUGGAUAAUUGGUUGACCUUCCACAACUUUGACGCACCAAUGCUUUGUUUAUCGGUUUUGCAUUCAGCUGAUCCUGGAGGAAAGAUGGGCUUACGGAUUGAGCAUACGCAUUGCUACGCUGCAGACGGGAAAAAUGCUGGAGGUCAUUAUCAUUAUGAUUUGGACGAUACGGAGGAUGAUAUUGAGUAUGAGGCGUAUUUCAAUACUGCCAAAAUGAUAUAUCGACUGGACAGACCAAACUGA
Molecule: messenger RNA, 948 nt
Organism: Fusarium verticillioides 7600
Lineage: Eukaryota; Fungi; Ascomycota; Sordariomycetes; Hypocreales; Nectriaceae
Exons: 1
Coding region: 1-948 (315 amino acids)
Cellular component (GO): nucleus
Molecular function (GO): zinc ion binding; hydrolase activity, acting on ester bonds
Source: RefSeq, a predicted model, not a curated record